This is a messenger RNA of Mytilinidion resinicola, 2659 nucleotides long. Its product is annotated as glycoside hydrolase. Gene Ontology annotation, cellular component: fungal-type cell wall; extracellular region; cell surface. Lineage: Eukaryota; Fungi; Ascomycota; Dothideomycetes; Mytilinidiales; Mytilinidiaceae. The record is from RefSeq and is a predicted model, not a curated record. Gene Ontology annotation, biological process: cell wall organization. The transcript is spliced from 2 exons. Gene Ontology annotation, molecular function: glucan endo-1,3-beta-D-glucosidase activity; 1,3-beta-glucanosyltransferase activity. The coding region runs from base 332 to 2173 and encodes 613 amino acids.
CCAUCAUGAUCGUAGCCUCGUCCGCCCAUCCCCAAAGCAGAGGCCCAACCGCAGCGCGUUGCCAUGCUCAUUUCUCCCCCUGAUGCUAGCCGGACGCUAUGGCGCCGUACCUGCGUCUGUCAAAACCUCACCCCUCCCGCUCUCGUGAGAGACCUUCUCCAGCAAGGCCCUCUGUUCCUCACAGCCUCUCAAGUUUGGCAUCUUGCCUAGCCACUCGUUUGCAAUUAAUCUAAUACCGGCUUCACUCGUUCAGCCGUCCACCCUCUAUAUCUCUUCUUAAUUUCACCAAAAUCCCCAUAUCAACAAACCCCGUGCUCCGUAUUAUUUGAUCAUGAAGGGUGCUUUUGUCGCGGCUUCGGCUGCUUCGCUGAUCGGCGCAGUUGCGGCGUCGCAUCAAGGCCAUGUGGGCUUCCAUAAUCGUAGGGGCAUCUACGGUUCCGCUCCCGUUGGAACCGCCGUGGGAACUGGUGCGCCGUACCCGUACGGCGAGGUGUGCUCUGUCUACACCUCUACCUACACCGGAGAGGGAGGAUGGGUCCCCAAACCCACUACAUAUGCUGCCAACAGCACAGUCUACUUGGCCCCAUCUCCCAUUGCCGCCCCCACCUCCUCAGUGGUUGUUGUCCCCGUCCCUACUCCUGAGGUGACGACCUGCGAGACCCCAGGCACCUACACUUUCCCGGCCAAGACCAUCGUCGUCAUAGAGACAACCACUGUCUGCGGUGCCAAGACCACCGUCGUCCCGCCCGGAGAGCACACCUAUGGCGGCGAGACCACCUCCGUUGCUACUGAGACCACCGUGACCUUGCCGUACGCCACGACCUCGAGCGUCGGCUCGACUAUCACCAGCGUCAUCCUGACCACGACCUACGUCUGCCCGUCCGCUGGCGAGUACACUUUCGGUGCUACUACCUCCAGCUACUCCGAGACUGCCACCGUGGUCUACCCCACCAUCUCUACUUUCACCCCGGGCACCUACACUCACCCCGAGACGACCGUGACUAUUAUUAAGACUUCCGAGAUCUUCGUCUGCCCGUACUCGCCAUCCACUACGAGCUCCGUCUACGUUGCGCCCUCGUCGUCUGUCGUCGCCUAUGUGACUCCCUCCUCGAAGGCUGUCUACUCCGCUCCAGCUUACAGUGCCCCUGCGUACUCUGCCCCGGCACCAGUCUACUCGGCACCAGCCAAGCCCGCCUACAGCGCGCCGGCCUACAGUGCCCCCGCUAAGCCCGCUUACAGUGCUCCCGCCUACAGUGCCCCCGCUAAGCCCGCUUACAGUGCUCCCGCCUACAGUGCCCCUGCCAAGCCCAGUGCUCCCAGCGUUUCCUAUGGUGGAACUCCCCUCCACAAGACCAACGGGAACCAGUGGGCCAUGACCUACACCCCCUACACCGAAUCCGGCUCCUGCAAGACCGCAAGCGAAGUCAUGUACGACAUCGGCGUAAUCAAGAACCUCGGCUUCACCACCGUCCGCACCUACAGCACCGACUGUGGCGGACUCGAGAGCAUCGGCGCUGCCUGCAAGGAGCACAAGGUGCUGAUGAUCCUCGGCGUGUUUAUUAAGGACGCGGCGACGUUCGAGUCCGGCUGCGACGAGCAGGUCGGCGACAUCAUCACGUGGGGCAAGGCGGGCAACUGGGAUCUGGUCGCCAUGGUCGUCAUCGGCAACGAGGCCAUCUUCCACGAGUAUUGCACUGCGGGCGAGCUGGCCGCCUACAUCACCAAGGCCAAGGCGAAGAUCCAGGGCGCCGGUCUGCCCAGCACCGUGCCCUUCACGACCACCGACGCCGUCUCCGCCAUCCUCGAGUUCGGCAGCGCGCUCUGCGACUCCAUCGACGUGCUUGCCGCCAACGUGCAGCCCUUUUUCACCAGCUCGGUGUACGCGAACAAGGCCGGCGAGGAGGUCAAGAAGCAGCUCGAGGCCAUCUCGGUCGUCUGCCCCGGGCCGGCCGCGAAGGGCUUGUACAACCUGGAGUCUGGCUGGCCGACCGGCGGCGAGCAGAACGGCAACGCGAAGCCUGGGAAGGCGGAGCAGAGGGCGGCGAUCAAGAACAUCAUCGAGGUCUGCGGGCACCAGAGUGUGAUCUUCAGCUAUGGGAAUGAUGAGUGGAAGGCGCCCGGGCAGUUUGGUGUGGAGCAGACUUGGGGGUGUGCUGACAACCUUGCCAUCUAAGUGUCCUCGCGGCUCUUAGAGUUUGAGGUGGUGGCGGAAGGACGGGAAGGGAAGGUUGCAUAUGCAUAGCCAGGAGUCUCAACUAUCACAUUGUCAAAGGGGGAUUUUGCAUAUGGGCGGGGUUGUUUUUUUUUUAAAAAAAAACAGUAGUUCGAGGAGGGUCUGGGUCUAUUGUAUCAUUAGUACCGCUCUGUCAAUACGUCGCUACGUUAUGUGUUUACGCUUCCUGCUGGUGCGUUUGUACUUUUGGGGGGCAAGGAUGGAAGGGAUGUCCUUUGGUUAUUUUUUAGUGUCUAAUUUCGAGAUUUGUUUAUCUGACCACCCAAUCUACAAGUUUGUUUUUGGGUAUGUAAGUUUUAAGGAGAAGUAUUGUGUCCGCGCAUGUUGAUCGUAGGCAUUUGAAAUGGACGCAUGAUGAAGGUAUAUCACGUGCUGAGAGUAUCAGGCUUAGCGCUCUUCAAGACCCACUUUUCUUAUGAGCUCCAC